Molecule: messenger RNA, 594 nt
Organism: Engraulis encrasicolus (European anchovy)
Lineage: Eukaryota; Metazoa; Chordata; Actinopteri; Clupeiformes; Engraulidae
Product: carcinoembryonic antigen-related cell adhesion molecule 20-like
Exons: 3
Coding region: 1-594 (197 amino acids)
Source: RefSeq, a predicted model, not a curated record
AUGACUUUGCCUUAUCUGUUAGGAGUAUGCUUGGGUCAAAGUCAAAAAGCAGUAGGAGGGAGUGUGGAGUUCAGACUCACCAACCUGCCAUCUACAACACCUGAUACUUUCACCUGGUUGUUUGGAUCUAUGGCAAUAUGCACUGCCAUUGCUGAUACAGUGGCGAUAUCUCCUAGUUAUCGUGACCGAGCCUCUGUGGAUGGAACCACAGUUACACUGGAGCUCAGGAACCUGACUCUCAAAAGGGUAUCUGAUCCUGCCAUUAUGAUCUCUGGUAGUCCUGAUCCCCUGGUAGCAGGUAAAAGUUCUGUGAGCGUAACCUGUGAGGCCAAGGGCUCUAUCACCACCAGGAAGUGGAUGAAGAAUGGAGGAACUCUGUCUCCAGAACCAGACAGAGUCAUCAUCAGUGAAGACAACAGAACAGUGUCCAUCAGCCCAGUACAGAAAGAAGACACAGGAGAGUACACGUGCCAAGUCAGCAACCCCAUCAGUAAUGUAGAGGCCUCUGCAACACUGAUUGUGAACUAUGGACCAGAAGCUGUUAUCAUUAAGGGAGAAGACCAUGAAGGAGCAGCAGAGUUUAAAGAGCAGUAG